Macrobrachium nipponense is the source of this 6438-nucleotide messenger RNA. Its product is annotated as lysine-specific demethylase 2A-like. NCBI's taxonomy places the organism in Eukaryota, Metazoa, Arthropoda, Malacostraca, Decapoda, Palaemonidae. The record is from RefSeq and is a predicted model, not a curated record. Bases 382 to 5796 code for a protein of 1804 amino acids. Gene Ontology annotation, biological process: protein demethylation; regulation of transcription by RNA polymerase II. Gene Ontology annotation, molecular function: DNA binding; transcription coregulator activity; protein binding. The transcript has 17 exons.
AUACGAGUCUUUACUGCUAAAGUGUGAACAUCGCCCGUUGUUAUUCUCUGCUUAUCAAUGUCUACGUGACUUCCGACCAUGUCACUUCGGGAAGGCCUUGUGGUUGGAAAUAAACACCUUUACUGCUUAAGUGCUACCGGCCAAAGACAUAGUAAUGUGCGAACUGAAUAGCAUGAUGAACUCUGUCAACUGAAAGCUCAAAAAAGGAGUUAGAACCUGAUUAUUUUACCCCUAGUGAUUUUGAAUAAGCGUGAACGUAAGGAACGUAAACUCUAUAGUGAUGACUGGGCAUUGGGAGAUGAAGAAAUUGAGGGUCAUCAGACAUUUGAUUUGGAGCAAAAGAUCAAGUCUGAUAAAUUUGAUUCAUGUUUUGUCAAAGACAUGACAGCAACAGAAUACAACUUGAAGCAUGUACAGAAACAUGGGUUCAAUUGGCCUCUUCUCUUCAAGGAUAAAUCGCAGUUAGGCAUCACGGUACCAAGUUCCGAAUUUACUAUAAAUGACGUUCGUCUGUGUGUAGGGUCCCGGAGAAUGUUAGAUGUAAUGGAUGUAAAUACGCAAAAAAAUGUAGAAAUGACAAUGAAAGACUGGCAGCGAUAUUUUGAAAGCCAAGACAAAGAUAAGCUUUUAAAUGUGAUAUCAUUAGAAUUUUCACACACAAAACUCGAACAGUUAGUUCAGGCUCCAACUGUAGUUCGUCAGAUUGAUUGGGUAGAAAGAGUUUGGCCACGACAUUUAAAAGAAGCUCAAACAGAGGCAACAAAUGUAUUAGAAGAUAUGAUGUACCCAAAGGUACAAAAAUAUUGUCUAAUGUCAGUUGGGGGUUGUUAUACAGACUUCCAUAUUGACUUCGGUGGAACUUCUGUGUGGUAUCAUAUACUCAGGGGAAGGAAAAUAUUUUGGUUGAUACCGCCAACGGAACGUAAUUUCCAACUGUAUGAACAGUGGGUGUUGUCGGGUAAACAGAGUGAUAUAUUCUUCGGCGACACUGUAGAUAGAUGUGCACGAAUAGAACUAGAAGCUGGAAAUACAUUCUUCAUACCUACAGGUUGGAUACAUGCUGUUUACACUCCAGAAGAUUCCUUGGUUUUUGGAGGGAAUUUUCUUCAUAGCUUUGGCAUAGAAAAACAGCUUCGAGUUGCUCAAGUGGAGGAUGCUACACAUGUGCCACAAAAGUUCAGAUAUCCGUUCUUCACAGAAAUGUUGUGGUAUGUAUUAGAAAGGUAUGUCCAUGUACUCCUAGGAAGAACUCAUUUGAGCCUCCCACCAGAUGAAGAGGAAAAAUACAAGAAGUACUUGUCAUCUAAAGUCAAAACUAAUAAUAAUAACCAGUUAAAAGAGGUGAAAGAAGAAGAUAAAAAGCCUGAUCCUGAGAAGCCAUUAGAUUCAGAAACUAAAGAAAAUGAGAAUGGAGAACAUGUACACUUAACCCAGUUUGAGUUGCAUGGUUUGAAGGCAAUUGUCAUGUAUCUUCAUGCUCUUCCCACCAGUAAAAAGUGUGUGCCUGAUCUCAUAACAGACCCCAUAGCAUUAAUAAGAGAUGUCAGAACAGUUGUAGAAAAACACAGAUAUGAUAUUCCAGAGAAGUCUCUUACUUGCAAGCCUGUUUUGGAGUGGUGGCCCAGGGAACCUGCAAGAUUUGGCUGGAAGAGGCCAUUAACAGAAACAACUCCAGGUACUAUCAGAAAGAGAAGAAGAAAUUCUGAUGAAAUCCGAGUGGUUGGCUACCCACCUAAUGUCUCUAAAAUUAGACAUAGACGAGUUAGAUGUAAAUUGUGUGAACCUUGUACAAGAGAUGAUUGCCGACAAUGCUUGUAUUGUCUUGAUAUGAUCAAGUAUGGAGGAGCAGGAGUGAUGAAGCAGUCUUGCAAAAUGAAGAAAUGUACACAGCCAAUGCUUCCUGCCGCUGCUGUUUGUUAUGAAUGCGAAUUGGAUGGUUGGGGAAGGACAGUGUCACUCGGAAUACAAAAACCACCUCCUAAUGUCCCCAAUAGUUUAUUUGAAUGCUGUGUAUGCUAUAAAGUUUCUCAUCUUCCUUGUCUUUCAAACAAGUUUGAAAAUGUCGAUGGUAUUGUCAAUGAAGAUUUACCAAAUAGCUGGGAAUGUCCAGAAUGUGUAAAGGAAGGCUAUAACAAAGAUUAUAAACACAACAGAGUUCCAGGAAGUAGAGCAUCGGUUGCUGGAAGUGACACUGGGGAAGCAAAAACGCCUUCAGUUUUGUCAGAUGUUGAAGACCCUGACGUAAAAGUGAAGCUAGAAACUGCUGAGGAUGGAACCGAAUUAAAGAAGUCUGAUGUGGCUGGAGGAAAGACCAAAGAGGAGGCAAAUGCUAUGGUAGACACUGCACCUCCUCAUAUGCCAACAUGGGAAGAACUACAAGCACGAGUUAGCAGACCCUUAGUACGUCCAAUGUGGGUUGUCAGACCAAAUCCACCUCCCCCACCAGAUGAAGAGGAAGAUGAUGAUGACGACGAUGAAGAUAGUGGAAGUGAUGGUGAAAGUCGUCCAGCAACACGCGAGCCUCUUCCACCUCCCAUGAAUCGUUCAGUAAUGCUUCCUGUAUUUCAUCAUCUGUCUGUGAAAGACUUGAAGGUUGUAAUGCAGGUUUGCAGAGCUUGGUCACAAUGGGCUAUACACCCAACACUUUGGAAAACCAUAAGGUUAAAUCACAAAAAAAUCCAAGCCAAUCACUUGAUGGGUAUAGUUCGUCGACAACCCAACUGCUUGGAUUUGAGUUGGUCCAAAUUAACUAAGGAGCAGUUGUCAUGGCUCUUAGCACGCCUUCCACAGCUUCAAGAAUUGCAUCUAGAGGGUCAGAGUUGGCAAGUGAUAUCAUGCCUUACUUCUCCUUACUGUCCUCCACUUUCAGUACUCAACAUAUCUUAUUGUGAAGGCUUAAAUGAUGCAACUUUAAAUGCUUUGCUCUCUCCUCCCCGUAGUCAUCGUCCAGGUCAUCGUGACACAACUACAAGGUUGAGGCAACUCACAAAUUUGCGUUUAUCAGGAACACAGGUUGGGGAUGAAGGUGUGCGAUCAAUAGUUCGGUCUCUACCUUUUCUGAGUAUUCUUAACUUAAGUAGCUGCCUCCACAUUACAGAACUGACAGCAGCUUUAUUGGCUCAUCCCUCAAGUGUUGUCAGUCAUUCCUUGUCCUCAUUGGAUUUGAGAGGCUGUCAUCGAUUAGCACCAACUUGCUUACCUUCUCUGAAAUGUUUGCCUUUAUUAGCAAAACUGGCUCUCCACCCUUGCUCUAGGAUUCCUUUUAAAGCAAUUCAGGUAUGGGGUAAACAUCAUGGUUACUCUGUAACAGAGGAGGAAUUCCUCACAAGAAUCCCCCCACCACCACCUGAUCCAACGGAUGACCCUAUGUCAGAUUCUGACAUCUCUUCUUUGUCUAAUCCCCCUUCACCCACGAUCUCAGAGUCCAAGCAGAUUCAAGAGAAAACAAAAACUAGUACAGAAAAUGAAGAACUUCAAAAUAAAGAUAAACAUGUUGAAGAAAGCAAGAGAAAUCAGGACAGUGUUGUAGAUUCCAAAACAAAAGGUGACGUAGCAAAGAAAUCAGAGGAUGAAUCUUUAAAAACUGGCACAGGAGAUACUUCUAAUAAUGAUAAAUUGUCUGAACAUGCUAAAGAUGACAGUACAGAAGGAGCAAAAUGUAUUAAUAUACCAGUAGUUUCUAAUAAAAGUACUGAAAGUAAGAAAUCUGAAGUAAACGCUAAUUUAACUGGUAGUUUGAGAGUUUCAACAAGGAGACAAAGUCGACUACAUGAAUGUGACAGUGAUUCAGCCAGUGAUAUAAAUGCUGAGAAAAUGCCAAAUGACCCAAAUGUUAAAAAGGUCCAGUCAGAGGUUAAAAGUGAAAGGAACAGUAAUUCCUCAGAACAUAGUAAAAGAAUUAAGGCAUCUUUGUUUGAACAGCCCAGUAUUUCAAAAAGCAUUGCGUCACAAGAUAAAUAUAAAGAAAAAUCAGAACCCAAACAGUCUCCACCUUCAUUACAAGAUAGCAAAGAUAUUAAACCAUGUAUUACAGACAAAACUGACUCUGUUCAUUCUCACACAAGUGAAAAUGAGAAUCUGAGAUCUCAACAACAAUGUAUAAAAAGUGAACCUAUUAUUAAGGAAGAAACUGGAAACAUUUUAACUGGGCAGCAGGGGAAAAACACUAAAAUGCCUUCUUUAACUAAAUCUGAAAAAAUAUCUCCCGAAAAUGUAGGAAAAAAUGACAAUUCUUGUAAAGAUGGAAAUAAAGAGGAAUUAUCACAGAGUAAUACAAAGGACAAUGAUAGCGAUGUUAAGAGUGCAGGUGAAAUUAAGGGUAAUGCAGCUGCUUUUGAUAAAGUUAACAAGAAGAGCUCGUUAGGUGACAUGACAGGGCCAAAGGUUGCAGCAAACUCAAAAGACAAACCUAAAGACAAUGAGUUUUUGCUGGAAACGUCUAAAAAGGAAGUAGUUUCAGAAUCCAAACAAACUUCCCCUGGAGAUACGUUGUCUACAACAGGAUCUCAAAAGUGUGCAGCUAACUCUUCUGAUAUGCCUAUCAAAAAAGGGGGUGUUUCCAUUCAAGAUUCCAAUGGUAAGAAAACAGAUAUACCAGACAGUGAUAAAAAGAAACAAAAUGAUAAAAAGGUAACCCAAGGUUCAAAAAGUUCAGAUUCUCCAAUGAAUCAGAAAAAUGUUAUUGUAACAUCUGUUGAAGUACAUCAUGCUGAGAAUUAUGAUAGUACACAAAAUUCUGAGAGUAGUGUGAAAAGACCAGAAAGAAGGCUCAGCAUAAGAAGAUCUAAGGAUGAAGCAGACUUAAAAACAGAGGAGAAACAAGAGAAAAAAGAAAGGAUAACGACAGAUUCCUUGAAAGAGAAGCGUAGAGACUCCAAAAGCAGGGAGGAAGAAAUGAACAGGAUAACAGUAGAAGAUUCUCAUGAUAAAGAGUCAAAGACUCUGAAAAAAAGAAUGGAUGAUAAAGAAAAGAAAGCAAGUACAAACAAAAAAGGUACUUUUAAACCAAACUACCAAACAUCUGGUAAGGUCAAGCAGGAAAAGGAUAUUAUUACAAGGUCUACAAAACGUUUGAAGAGUGAGAAAGAGGCAGAAGACAAACAUGGUGAACAGGUAAAAGAAGAAAAUUCACCAAAGACCCCAGAUAAAUCUGUAGAUAUGCGUAAGAUUGGCAGAAAGAGCAAAGAUUCUUCGGAUGAUAAAGAAGAGUUAUCAACUGACGACAGUGGCAAAAAGGACAUAAAAUCACCUAAAUCUGUAAGUGCAAGGAAAGAAAAGGAUUCAGUAACAGGAAGACCAUUGGAUAAGAAAGAUGAUGAUAAAAUCAUUCGGAGAAAUCGAAGUGAUGCUGAAGAGUAUAUGUCAAAACUAAGACGGAAGUCACAUGACAGUGAUAGCCCAGGUGAUGUUCCAUCUACAGAUACGCCAAAAAAAGAAGAAAAUGUAGAUGAGAAAAUCAGAUCAAGAAGAAGAUCACUUAGAGAUGAAGAUUACACCAGAGGUGGGCCAGAAAAGAAAUUGAAAGAUGAUGCCAAAGAGGAAAAGAAAACAGAUACAAAGGAACCUGGCUCAAGAAGUGGCAAAAAUAAUGGUGACUCAGAAAAUGUGGCAAAGCAAACUAAACGGAAAAGUGAGGACACUGAUGAAAGUGAAACAAGUAAAAAGGUGAAAGAGGACACAGAUGAAGGCAGUAAGUGUGUUAAAAAACCCUCUGAAACAAUGCGUGAAAGGUCAGGCAGUAGGGAAAGACCAGAGAGAGCCCACAGAUCUCCUAGGAGGCUUUCGAUGUGUCAGUAAAACAAUUAUGAAUGUCUUUGGAUCUAAACAUGAUUCCAAUAUAUUCUUAAUUUCAGGGGUAAAUUUGAUGUCAUCCUAUAAGUAGUAUGGAAUGCUCACAACUUCUUUUGUUAAACAAAAAUUUUAAUUUAGUUUGAAAUUCUUGUCAAUAGUAGUACACUAUACUGUAAUAAUAAUAUAACAAUUUUGUAAGUUUUCUACUUGUGAAUUGUAUUUUAUGACAAAAACUUUUCAGUUUAAUGCAAGCUUUAACUAAAUCUAAAUGUUCUUGUAUGUGUUGAAAGUUGAUAGUUAUGUUAUAUAUAUAUUAAACUUUACUGAACUGUAAAAAAAUAUAUAAAAAAUACACUUAAGCUAAGAAAGUAUCAGCUAGAAGCUUUUGCUUCCUGUUCUUUGACAAGUACAAAUUUCAAAAUAUUUAAUAUUCUUAGGUAUAUUGCAGUCAGUUUCUUGAAGAAUUCAUGCCUGCCCUAUAUGAUAUCCCCAUCUUUAGAACUGCUUAAAAAUCAGCCCAAGUUAGCAUGGUUUUUAUUUGAUUUCCUUUAGUGGAUUAAGUGUUACACUGGUGAAAGAAAUAAUCUGUGAAAACUUAAAUUUGUAUACUUAUUGCAUUAAAAUAUAAUAAGUCUGUUUUACACAUAA